Molecule: messenger RNA, 330 nt
Organism: Lactuca saligna
Lineage: Eukaryota; Viridiplantae; Streptophyta; Magnoliopsida; Asterales; Asteraceae
Source: the annotation of a GenBank genome assembly
AUGUAUUACCUGGAGAUUGAGAACGAGAGGGUGGAUAAACGAAUCAACAAACUUGAAGAUGACUUGGAGAAACUAAAAAGAGGUGUACUUAAUGUUUCUGAAGCCGCAAGUUGUCAUGGAAAACUGGUGGGGAAACCUGUGAAAAAACAUGCAACACCAGUGAAGAAAGAUGAAACACCAGUGAAAAAAGAAAGGGGUGAUAUGGAAGAAGGGAAUGGAAUAGAAAAGAAGAAUAAAAAGAAGGAGAAACAAAAUGUGACGUUGCAAAGAAGUUGGACCAGAGAACAGAUGAAGAAAAGGAUAAAGAUUGAGAAGAGUAGUAUUUUGUAA